AUGAUAGGAAACAGGUCUACCAUUAUUCCCAGUAAUGGAACAUUUAGGCUCAAUAACCUGAGCAGCAAUGACAGUGGUAAUUAUAGCCUUAAGACCUUUGAUUCAGAUGGAAGAAAAUCAGAUGAGUGGACUUUCAAGUUGAUCUUUCAAGCUCCUGUGUCCUCUGUCCUGCUGGUCUCUGCGUGUCUGUCCCAGGGAGAGAUGAGGGUGUCCUGCUCCUCUCAGGGAGGGGACAGUCCUCAGUACAGCUGGAGUCUGGAUGGACGCACACUGACAGAUGCUGAGCUCCUUUCUGGAAAUAAUAAGAGUAACAACAUUAUUCUGAAACAGCACGUCUCAGGACAUCUGGUCUGCUCAGUGAGAAAUCAUGUCAAUAGUGUCUCCAAAGAACAAAGGAUAUGCACUUGUGGAUUCAUAUUCAUUAACUGCACUUUAUCUGAUGGGACACACAUUACAAAGUGGGUGCUUGCAACCAAAAAUACCCUGUGUAUUAAACCAACAAUGGGCCCUAUAAAAGUCUCUGACACUCCUCUAGAUAACUCCUUACUUUUAUGUGGUUUGAGAGCAGUGAUGGGAAUUCUCUUAUUAAUUGGGAUUUUCAUCUACUUUGCUUGGAAGAAAAAGAAAACUGAAAAAGCUGAAGUCUCUGCUGUCCCACAAAUGAUGGACUAUCCAGACAACUCUGUUCUGAUGGUUGAAAUGAGAAGUUCUACUUCUUGCAAUGUGUAGUGUCAACUUUGAUCUACUGACAUUUCACAUCUCUGUGCGUGUGAAAAUAACACUUAGAUGACACGUAUCUCUUGUUUUUAUUCACUAAUCAUGUUUUACAUUUACACAGCUUACACUGAAUUACCAUGAGAAGGUCUGAGUAUCUUAUGCAUUUGUAUUCUGUGGAAACUAAUAUAACAAAUGUUGUAACUAUAAGUAGAGUAGUCUUUUAAUCUGAGACAUUUUUUGGCCUAAAAUCAAAUACAUAUUACAUAAUUGCAAAUAGAAAUAAUCAACCCACCAGAAACUACUGUUUGUACUAAACUGAAUUUGAGCACUGUUGCAAGUGGUUGAAAUCAACAUCACUGAUUCAUACUGUGUACUUUUCUUUUGUUAUUGCUACACUGUAACAAUAUAUUUGCAGGACAGGUUUAUUUAUUGCUGCGUUUUCUUGCUUACCUUGUGUAUCUGUCUGGUUCUGCCUUUUCUGUGUUUCCUUAACUUUCUGUCUUUGUGUCAAGCUCAUAUGUCAUAGUCUAGGUAUUAAUGUUAGUCAUUUCCUGUUUUAAUUUGCCAUCCCUUGUGCUUUGUGUUCUGUUUUGUUUCUCUUAUUUCAUUAGCCUGGGAUAAGUGUCUGUACUCCCACCUCUUGCCUGUUCCCUCAUCUUCCUAUAUGUUCAUGUAUGGCCUCAGUCUCAUUUAGUUUCAUGUUCUGUUCUUCCUCUAGACAGUGUGCCUCUUGCUGUGUGUUCUGCUGUUCAUGUGUCCUACCAAGUAAACCUAGUUCAUU
Messenger RNA from Maylandia zebra (zebra mbuna), 1498 nucleotides. NCBI's taxonomy places the organism in Eukaryota, Metazoa, Chordata, Actinopteri, Cichliformes, Cichlidae. The record is from RefSeq and is a predicted model, not a curated record.